AUGGCAUCAUACCAUCCGACACGUCGGGAGAUCGUGCUCGUCCUAAUCCUAACGACGAUCCUAGUCCUGAUACUUCAAUUUGACCUCUCUUCGACAUUCUCAAAUUCCGUAUCGAGAGGUCCAGGAUCAGGUUUCACGAUAGGUUUCGAUAGUAGUAGGAAUAGUAGGAUAAGUAGUUCAAGUGGAGGAUCAGAAGAAGAUUGGAUAGAUGAAUUGCAUUCAAAGACGUCGAAGAUUGCUGGAAUGUCGGAAGCGAAGAUAAAGUGGGAUGAGGAAGGUGCCGGGUCUAUGACUCAGGUGUUGGCUCAUGCGCCUGGGUGGACGGUAUUCGACCAAAUAUACUUGUUCAACGGUACUUGGUAUAUAGUGACGGAUAAUCCAUCGUCAAUACCGCUUUUACGAUUGAUGGUCAGUACGGGUAACGAGAUAUGGAAUGAUGAGGAGUCCAUUAAGGGAAGAGAACCCACUGAGAAGGAUAUGCGAAUCAUUUUCCCCUCCGAAGCUAAGCGACUAUGGGGUAAUUCCGCCUCUCUUGUAUCGGGUGUCAGCUUCCUUGUGAAUGAUCCGCCUCAAUUCCUAGAUCACUAUUAUCACUUUGCGGCAGAGCUAUUAGUGGGAUUAUGGAGAACUUAUUCAUCUUUGGAUCCCACUAUAAAUGCCCAGGGUAUCACUCACCUACCUUCACCCUCAAGGAUGGUCAUGCCCCACGUCGCAGCUGGUAAAUGGAACGAUUACGCAAAGAUGAAUUCUUUCCUCUCUCGAGCGAUCUUCCCGUCCAUGUCGUACGAGUAUCAGAACGACUUCCUAGAUCGGGCAGAUACCACACGGUCGUUUCUCUUUGAACGAGUGGUAUUUGCCGAUCGAGCAGCGGCUUUCCGAGGUCCGGAAUUCGGAAAGACCUGGCGUACUGCGUCUGAAGCUGUGACACUCCAGGCAUCAAAAUAUUGGUGGUCACCUAUACGGAAGAACCUCAUAGAGUUCGUUGGAGGUGGGAAUGCAGAGAAUGACUUAGCUGGAGAUAUGGGUUUGGGAAUAGGGUUGGACGCCGAACCGGAUGUGGACCUCAUUGCGCUGGAGGAAGAGGAAGGCGCAUUGGUAGAAGAGAAAGAAGAAAUGCUGGAAAAGUUGAGAAAGGAAAAACAAGCCAAGAUGGGUAAACCGGUGAUAACUUAUGUUAGUAGACAGGAAUGGGGUAGAAGAAUGUUGAAGAAGGAAAGUCAUGAGAGCUUGGUGAAAGAGCUGAAAGAGUUGGAGAAGAAAUAUAAUUGGGAGGUAAACAUUGUAUCGAUGGACAAAUUAUCCCGAGACGAGCAGAUCCGACUAUCCGCUCGAACAACAGUGAUGAUGGGAGUGCACGGUAACGGGUUGACCCACUUGUUAUGGAUGAACAACCAGAACCCACGUUCGACCGUCAUCGAGUUCUUUUACCCUGGUGGAUUCGCUGAAGAUUACGAGUUCACAUGUCGAGCCUUGGGUAUAAGGCAUUAUGGGAUGUGGGACGAUCAGGCGUUCACAGCACCUGACACACCCCAGGUAGCCUACCCCGAGGGAUUCCAGGGUAACGAAAUACCUCUGAAUGGUAAGGUUGUAGCGGACCUGAUAGUCCAACGACUAUUAGUGGAGAAACCCGAAAAAUCACAACGUGAAAUGACAGAAUCUGAAUACGCCGAAUAG
This is a messenger RNA of Kwoniella botswanensis, 1674 nucleotides long. RefSeq lists its product as uncharacterized. The transcript is spliced from 5 exons. Gene Ontology annotation, molecular function: glycosyltransferase activity. Bases 1 to 1674 code for a protein of 557 amino acids. The record is from RefSeq and is a predicted model, not a curated record. NCBI's taxonomy places the organism in Eukaryota, Fungi, Basidiomycota, Tremellomycetes, Tremellales, Cryptococcaceae.